GGCCUGUCCCCUGCUGGCCGCCGCGCUGCUCCCGGGUCCGCGCAAGGCGCCCGCCGCCGCCGCUGCCUUCGAGUCGGAACUCGGCUUCUCCUCGGACGCGGAGCCGGACGCGGGCGAGGCCAAGGCUUAUGCAGGAAAAGAUCUGGAGGACCAGUUGCGGUCGGUGUCUAGUGUAGAUGAACUCAUGACUGUACUCUACCCAGAAUACUGGAAAAUGUACAAGUGUCAGUUACGGAAAGGAGGCUGGCAACAAAAUAAAGAACAACCCAAUGUCAAAACAAGAACAGAAGACACUAUAAAAUUUGCUGCAGCACAUUAUAAUGCAGAGAUCUUAAAAAGUAUUGAUAAUGAGUGGAGAAAGACUCAAUGCAUGCCACGUGAGGUGUGUAUAGAUGUGGGGAAGGAGUUUGGAGCAGCUACAAACACCUUCUUUAAACCUCCAUGUGUGUCCGUCUACAGAUGUGGGGGCUGCUGCAACAGUGAGGGGCUACAGUGCAUGAACACCAGCACAGGCUACCUCAGCAAAACGUUGUUUGAAAUUACAGUGCCUCUCUCUCAAGGCCCCAAACCAGUAACAAUCAGUUUUGCCAAUCACACUUCCUGCCGGUGCAUGUCUAAACUGGAUGUUUACAGACAAGUUCACUCAAUUAUUAGACGUUCCCUGCCAGCAGCCCUGCCACAAUGCCAGGCUGCCAACAAGACUUGCCCCACAAAUUACACAUGGAAUAGUCAAGUCUGCAGAUGCCUCACUCAGCAGGAUUUUAUUUUUACCUCUAGUGCUGAAGACGACGUGGCAGAUGGAUUCCAUGACAUCUGUGGACCCAACAAGGAACUGGACGAAGAGACCUGUCAAUGUGUCUGCAAAGGGGGGCUUCAGCCUUCCAGCUGCGGGCCCCACAAAGAACUAGACAGAGACUCAUGCCAGUGCGUCUGUAAAAACAAACUUUUCCCCAACUCAUGUGGGACCAACAGAGAAUUUGAUGAAAACACAUGCCAGUGCGUAUGUAAAAGGACCUGCCCAAGAAAUCAGCCCCUCAACCCUGGGAAGUGUGCCUGUGAAUGUACAGAAAAUCCACAGAAAUGCUUCUUAAAAGGAAAGAAAUUUCAACAUCAAACAUGCAGUUGUUACAGACGACCAUGUACAAAUCGACUGAAGCAUUGUGAGCAGGGACUGUCAUUUAGUGAAGAAGUAUGUCGCUGUGUCCCUUCAUAUUGGAAAAGACCACAUAUGAACUGAGAUUGUUCUAUUUUCCAGUUCGUCAUUUUUCUGUCAUGGAAAACUGUGUUGCCACUUUAGAACUGUCUAUGAACAGAGAGACCUUGUGGGACCAUGGUAACAAAGACAAAAGUCGGCGUUUUCUGAACCAUGUGGAUAACUUUACAGAAAGAGACUGGAGCUCAUCUGCAAAAGACCUCUCGUAAAGACUGGGUUUCUGCCAAUGACCAAACAGCCGAGGUUUUUUUGUUGUGAUUUAAAAAAAAAAAAUAAUGACUAUAUAAUUUAUUUCCACUAAAAAUAUUGUUUCUGCAUUCAUUUUUAUAGCAAUAACAAUUGGUAAAGCUCACUGUGAUCAAUAUUUUUAUAUAAUGCAAAAUAUGUUUAAAAUAAAAUGAAAAUUGUAUUAUAACCUG
This is a messenger RNA of Pteropus alecto (black flying fox), 1632 nucleotides long. It is a transcript of the gene VEGFC, whose product is annotated as vascular endothelial growth factor C. The transcript has 7 exons. Gene Ontology annotation, biological process: vascular endothelial growth factor signaling pathway; positive regulation of angiogenesis; vascular endothelial growth factor receptor signaling pathway. Gene Ontology annotation, molecular function: growth factor activity; chemoattractant activity; vascular endothelial growth factor receptor 3 binding. NCBI's taxonomy places the organism in Eukaryota, Metazoa, Chordata, Mammalia, Chiroptera, Pteropodidae. The record is from RefSeq and is a predicted model, not a curated record. The coding region runs from base 185 to 1237 and encodes 350 amino acids. Gene Ontology annotation, cellular component: membrane.